GUGAACAAUUGUUAAUUGACUUCAAAUUUAAUAAAAUGACUGAAAGUGUAGAAAGAGCUACAGAUGUGAUCCAAUCUGUAUCUCUCUCGUGGUGUAACAUCCAUGUGAUGACUAAACCCCACAAACCACUCAUUAGUUUCACUAAAACUAUACGAACGCCGAAAGAGAUCUUAAGAAAUGUUUCGGGUGAAGUAAAGGCCGGACAGCUAUUAGCUAUAAUGGGCUCCAGUGGCGCCGGAAAGACCACUCUAUUGAAUGUAUUGACGGCAAGGAAUCUGUCGAGAAUGACAGUCAAGGGAGUGGUGCUCAUCAAUGGACAGGCA
This is a messenger RNA of Oppiella nova, 323 nucleotides long. Lineage: Eukaryota; Metazoa; Arthropoda; Arachnida; Sarcoptiformes; Oppiidae. The record is from the annotation of a GenBank genome assembly.